Molecule: messenger RNA, 1237 nt
Organism: Sardina pilchardus (European sardine)
Lineage: Eukaryota; Metazoa; Chordata; Actinopteri; Clupeiformes; Clupeidae
Gene: ppp1r27b
Product: protein phosphatase 1, regulatory subunit 27b
Exons: 3
Coding region: 167-673 (168 amino acids)
Molecular function (GO): phosphatase binding
Source: RefSeq, a predicted model, not a curated record
CUCCCACCACACUGCCUAGCCAGACAGACUCUAAAAGACAAGACCGGGACACAUCCCCAGAAGAGACCAGACGCAGAGAAUCCGGAGAUCAAAUCUGACACAGGACUGUACUACCCCUGAACCUUCUUGCAUCUUGAGACUUUUCCCACACCGUUUUUUUGUGAAGAUGAAGUACCUGCAGUAUCCGAUCUCCAAGACCAUGGGCUACAGCGACUGCGUGGCCAAGGACUGCGUGGCCAUGCCAUGCUCCCAGGCUGCCACCUCCCUCAAACCCGACCGCAACGUCCACUUCCCCAACGACAUCGUCUUCCAGGACUUCGUGCGCACAGGAGAGCUGGAGCGCAUCGGCCGCUUCAUGCGAGCCAGAAGAGUGAGUCUGGACACCAUCUACCACUCAGGCAUGGCAGCCAUUCAUGAGGCUGUGCUGUCUGGGAACCUAGAGUGUGUCAAGCUCCUGCUGAAAUACGGGGCGGACAUUCACCAGCGGGACGAGGAAGGCUGGACCCCUCUCCACAUGGCCUGCAGUGACAGCUUCCCAGAGAUUGCCAGAUACUUGUUGUCUCUGGGUGCCGACGUGGACGCCGAGAACGAGGACGGGGACAAGCCGGUGGACCUCAUCGACCCCGAGUGCAAGGAGCUGCUGGAGAUCUUCGGGGUGGGCAGCGGCGACUGAGCUCCCGAAAAGAGUCGUGGAGCUCGACGGCAUCCGUGCCUUCUCCUCCUCCUCCGUGUCCUACUCUUCUUUGUUGCCAGGGUGACCGAAUGCUUCGUUCCGCGCAUCCAUGAGAGUGGACCGCCAGGCGCACCUUUGGCAGGGGAUAGUUAGGCAGAAGGGCCCCAUCUUGUUUUGGUUGCCUAUUGAUGGGACUGUGGCAUGUUCAUGCUGCAAGGGGCUCUUCCAGUGUGCACUUUUCUUUGGCUCAGAAGGAAGAAAGUGUUGAAGCCCUUGCUUGUAAAAACACCUUUUUUAUUACUGUAUAUAUGUGCUUUUGGAAAAAAGGCGCUUCUAUUGUGUUUAGCUUCUUUUAGUAUCGUUCAUACGCAACUUGUGUAAACACUUAAUACACAUUGUGAGUUUAGUUGUAUAGUUUUAAGCAGCAAUAUGUGUGUAAAUACAUGUAUUUAUGCAUUUGAUGUAUACAAAUGAUUUACAGCGUGAUGAAUCUGUAUUGUGAAUUGUUCAGUCUUAAUAUAAAUUGUUUUUUUUACUUUUUUUUCAAUAAAGCCUUCCAUAAUA